AUUCCAACCUCUCCACGCGAACACCAUUAGGUGCUCACUAGCUCCUAUCCAAAUCCUCGGAACUCAAAAUAGUUGACCGAGUCUUAGUCAACUUCAUCUGCCGUCUAAAACGAUACGGCCACAAGCAAUUGGUACAGUCCUUGAGGCUUUCCAAUCAACCAUGGUCAAACCACUCACCUUCAAAGGCGACAAGAAGACGUCCAGCAAGAAGCGCAAACGGGAUGAUGCCGAAUCAAGCCGGACCAAAGGCCCCAAUGAGCAGAGUGUUUCCAAGGAGGAGUCAAAUGUCGGGGACGAUACAUGGGUCGCAGUCGACAGCCCAUCCGAUAUUUCCGGGCCUGUCAUCUUCAUCCUACCUACAUCCCCACCAAGUCUCCUCUCCUCGGAUGCGGCCGGAUCUAUAUUCAACCUAAAAGCGGAGAACAUCAUUGAGGGCAACCCUAAAACCGUCGAGCCGGACGAUGUGCGACAAGUGUGGAUAGCCUCAAGAGUCGCUGGUCGAGAAGAGUUCAGUUUCAAGUCAAGUCAUGGGAAGUACCUCUCUAGCGACAAGUACGGAUUACUAUCAGCAAUGCGCGAAGCGGUUGGGCUAGAGGAGGGAUGGGCCGUCCAAGAUGCCGACACACCUUCGAGAUAUGUUCUCAGAACCGGCCGUAGCACUUUUCUGGCAGCAAGAGACGAUAUCAAGGGCAAGACGGAGAUCAGAGCGGAUGGUGCUGAGAAAGACGACCAUCAAUCAGCCAUCAUUGUGAGGAUGCAAGCGAGAUUUAAGCCGAGAUUACAGGUUGCAAAAACAGAGAAAGCUUACGAGAAGAUCAGCUGGAGAGAACUGGAGGAGCUGGUAGGGCGUAAGUUGAACGAUGAUGAGGUCCGGACGCUGAAGAAGGCCCGUCGGCAUGGUGGGUUCCAUGAGGCUUUGUUGGAUGUCAAAGUUCGUGGGAAGCAUGAUAAGUUUGCAUAGAAAGCACUACUCUAUAUUUAACUUCAAUGUAACGUAGUAGAUGGAAUCAUGAGCCAUUCCAAUAAACGCUAUUUGUUCAACCCUUUUGAUGUAUCCAGAUUACAGCAAAGGAUGGAGCAUUUGCAG
Molecule: messenger RNA, 1087 nt
Organism: Eremomyces bilateralis CBS 781.70
Lineage: Eukaryota; Fungi; Ascomycota; Dothideomycetes; Eremomycetales; Eremomycetaceae
Exons: 1
Coding region: 161-961 (266 amino acids)
Cellular component (GO): nucleolus; striated muscle dense body; catalytic step 2 spliceosome
Molecular function (GO): actin filament binding
Source: RefSeq, a predicted model, not a curated record